This is a messenger RNA of Bombyx mori (domestic silkworm), 6379 nucleotides long. Its product is annotated as inositol hexakisphosphate and diphosphoinositol-pentakisphosphate kinase. Gene Ontology annotation, cellular component: cytosol. Gene Ontology annotation, molecular function: inositol hexakisphosphate kinase activity; 5-diphosphoinositol pentakisphosphate 1-kinase activity; diphosphoinositol pentakisphosphate kinase activity. The transcript is spliced from 29 exons. NCBI's taxonomy places the organism in Eukaryota, Metazoa, Arthropoda, Insecta, Lepidoptera, Bombycidae. Gene Ontology annotation, biological process: inositol metabolic process; inositol phosphate biosynthetic process. The record is from RefSeq and is a predicted model, not a curated record. The coding region runs from base 421 to 5025 and encodes 1534 amino acids.
AGAAGGAUAAACUAAGUUACACAAACUAAUAAAAGAAGCCCAGUUUGUGUACAAUAAAUACACAACAUGAAUUUGUUUAAAAUGAUAAAAAAUUUAAGUUAAUUGAUUUAAUUCUCAAUCAAAACCAAUAUUAAUUUAUUAUUCAUAAUUUUCAUGAAAGACUAUUCUAAUAGAAGUGUACCCUACCCUUUUAAAUAAGUCUCACAGUUGUUCAUUAUAUGUGUGAUAUGUCAUAUACUGAGCUUGAACAUGGGUAUCAAGGAUUGCGACAAGCUACUCAACCACAAUUUUACGUUGGUGACGAUGGAAAUCUUGUUCCCAUAAGAUCUGUAAGUCAGAUGUUUUAUAGGUGAAUUGGAUCUAUGCGAAUCAUUAGACUGCGAUGGCGGCGGAAAAAAAGUGGUGGUCGGCGUAUGUGCCAUGGCGAAGAAGUCACAAUCGAAACCCAUGAAGGAGAUCCUGACGAGGCUCGACGAGUUCGAAUACAUCAAGAUGCUGGUCUUCCCUGAGGAGGUUAUCCUUAAGCAACCAGUGGAGGAGUGGCCUAUCUGUGACUGUCUGAUUUCAUUUCACUCCAAAGGCUUCCCAUUGGACAAAGCGAUACAGUACGAGAAACUAAGGAAACCCUACGUGAUAAAUAAUCUUCAUAUGCAAUACGACAUACAGGACCGUCGAAGAGUUUACGCCAUACUGGAAGGGGAAGGUAUAGAGAUACCACGGUACGCGGUUCUGGAUAGAGACUCACCAGAUCCAAAACAUCACGAGUUAGUUGAAUCUGAAGACCACGUCGAAGUGAACGGGGUUGUGUUCAACAAGCCGUUCGUGGAGAAGCCCGUGUCCGCUGAGGACCACAAUAUAUACAUUUACUACCCGACGUCGGCUGGGGGAGGCAGUCAACGCCUGUUUAGGAAGAUUGGAAGUCGCAGUAGUAUAUACUCGCCAGAGUCCAGAGUCAGAAAGACUGGAUCCUUUAUUUAUGAAGAUUUUAUGCCGACCGAUGGUACAGAUGUAAAGGUGUACACGGUGGGCCCCGACUAUGCACACGCCGAAGCCAGGAAGAGUCCAGCUCUAGACGGCAAAGUGGAGAGAGACUCUGAAGGCAAGGAAAUCAGGUAUCCAGUGAUCCUGUCCAACCAGGAGAAAUUGAUCUCGAGGAAAGUGUGCCUGGCCUUCAAGCAAACCGUUUGUGGAUUCGAUUUGUUGAGAGCGAACGGCAAGUCCUUCGUGUGUGACGUGAACGGAUUUUCGUUUGUGAAAAACUCGAAUAAGUACUACGACGAUUGCGCCAAGAUACUCGGUAAUAUGAUUUUGAGGGAAUUGGCACCGACGCUGCACAUACCGUGGUCGGUGCCCUUCCAGCUCGACGACCCCCCCAUUGUUCCCACCACUUUUGGCAAGAUGAUGGAGCUCCGAUGCGUCGUAGGCGUCAUAAGGCACGGCGACAGAACUCCCAAACAGAAGAUGAAGGUAGAAGUCAGACAUCCGAGAUUCUUCGAGAUCUUUGAGAAAUACGACGGCUACAAGCGCGGACACGUGAAGCUAAAGAAGCCGAAACAGCUCCAGGAGAUACUGGACAUCGCGCGCGCGCUGCUCGCCGACAUACACACGAGGCACGCCGACCCGGAGAUCGAGGAGAAGCAGGGGAAACUCGAACAGCUCAAAAGCGUUCUGGAAAUGUACGGUCACUUCUCUGGGAUCAACCGCAAGGUGCAGAUGAAGUACCAGCCCCGCGGGCGGCCGCGCGGCUCCAGCUCCGACGACGGUAACGCGCCCCCCACGCACGUAGGGUGCGCGGGCGAGCCGUCGCUGGUGCUGAUCCUGAAGUGGGGCGGCGAGCUGACGCCGGCCGGCCGCAUCCAGGCCGAGGAGCUCGGACGGAUGUUUCGCUGUAUGUACCCCGGCGGACAGGGGCGCCAUAUACCAGGUGAAGCCGGCACCCAAGGUCUCGGCCUUCUGCGUCUCCAUUCGACUUUCCGUCACGACCUCAAGAUUUAUGCGUCCGACGAGGGGCGCGUGCAAAUGACCGCCGCCGCCUUCGCGAAGGGACUGUUGGCGCUCGAGGGAGAACUCACGCCGAUCCUCGUGCAGAUGGUGAAGUCGGCCAACACCAACGGGCUGUUAGACAACGACUGCGACUCUUCGAAGGUUCAAAACAUGGCGAAGGCUCGGCUGCACGAGGCGAUGCAGGUGGACCGCGACUUCACGGACGAGGACCGGUGGCGCAUCAACCCGUGCGGCUCGCUCAGCAUCUCCACGGCUAUGGAGUUCGUGAAGAACCCGGCGCGGUGCUGCGCGCACGUGCACGCGCUCAUACACCACCUGCUGCGCAUCGUGCUCGCCAAGCGGGACGACCCCAAGACCAAAGACACUAUUCUAUACCACGGCGAGACCUGGGAGCUGAUGGGUCGACGCUGGGGUAAAAUAGAAAAGGAUUUCUGCACGAAAAACAAAACUUACGAUAUUUCGAAGAUCCCCGACAUAUACGACUGCAUCAAGUACGACCUCCAGCACAACCAGCACACGCUGCAGUUCGACUGCGCCGAGGAGCUUUACAUAUAUGCUAAAUAUUUGGCGGACAUCGUCAUACCGCAGGAAUAUGGUUUGACGAUGCAAGAAAAGUUAACAAUUGGUCAAGGGAUAUGUACGCCAUUGUUGAAAAAAAUAAGAGCAGAUUUGCAAAGAAAUAUAGAAGAAUCCGGCGAAGAGACUGUUAAUAGAUUAAAUCCUAGGUACAGUCACGGCGUGUCGAGCCCGGGCCGCCACGUGCGCACGCGACUGUACUUCACCAGCGAGAGCCACGUGCACUCCCUGCUCACCGUACUGAGGUUCGGAGGCCUGCUGGAUGUGAUGAAAGAUGAGCAAUGGCGUCGUGCGAUGGAGUACGUUUCGAUGGUGUCGGAAUUGAACUACAUGUCGCAGAUUGUCGUUAUGCUCUACGAAGAUCCCACCAAAGAUCCGUUUUCAGAAGAAAGAUUCCACGUGGAGCUCCACUUCAGUCCCGGCGUGAACUGCUGCGUGCAGAAGAACCUGCCGCCCGGCCCCGGCUUCCGACCACACAGCCGGAAUCAUUCCACUACUAAUAACUCGAGUUCAUCGGACGAGGUGAAAUGCAUCGAAGAGGAAGGGGAAGAUGACAACACAGCCAGUCAAGAAACUCUACAACCUGUGAUGCAUGACGAUACGUUACAGGACGCGGCGGACGACUUCGACAGCGCCUUCUCGCCGAGACGCACCACCAUGCUGAAGGCGUCCGAUCCCAUACCGAUAUGUAAUUUACAUCACACUGUAAGCGGACACGAGGCGUCCUCGCUGGCGGCGCGCCUCAACCACGAGCUGCGGGUGCGCACGCUCACCGACGACGACGCCGCGGCACAGAUCGAUCAGCAAUCGUCUAAAGAAACGUCUGAAGAGCAUCCGCCGCGGGCCCGAAGCUACGACCAACACAAGCAGAGCCAUGACAACGUGUCGGAGCUGGGCGAGAUGCGGUCCAGCGGCUGUCUCCGCUACCAGGGCGUGCAGGUCGUCGACAGACAAGAAUGUCGGCCACCCGCACUAACGUUGACGACGCCCUCCCGGCGCGGCUCGAGCUCCAGUCCGAGCCCGGGCGAGCCGGUCACUCCUCUCAUUAACGUGGAGGGCGUCGAAUCCUCGACUAACGAGCUUCCCUUGUCCGCCAUCACGUUCGGGGCUCGUGGGAGCUCGUGGCCGCGGCUGGAGGGCUGUAGCGUGUGGGCCGCAGGGCGGCGCCAGCGGCACAGCAUCGCCGGCCAGAUGAGCUACCUCAAGAUGCUGGGACUCGGAGCGCGCGGCAAACUAGGCGCGGGACUCUUCAGUACGGCAGUCAUCUCCGGAUCCAGCUCUGCCCCUAAUCUCCGCGUUAUGAUACCCUCCACGUCUGCUGCAAAUGCGGCGCUGGAAGGUUUCGGCGGCGUGCCCGCGAUCCGUCCGCUGGAGACGCUGCACAACGCGCUGUCGCUGCGCCAGCUCGACGCCUUCCUGGAGCGGGUGACGGCGGCGCCCGUGCUGCUGCAGCCGCCGCCGCCGCCGCCGCGGGUCAAGCCGCCUUCACCAACCAACAGUGUCGGUUGGAGUGGGCCUUCGUCGCUGAUGUCUUCCUCGGGAGAAUUGCCUAGCGGCCUCUCCUCUGCUGGGCCAUCCUCACCUAACUCAAACUACGCUACAAAUUCAGAAAACAAGAACUCUUCGGAAAGUAGCAAUUGGAGUAAAAAUGUGUCGAGCAAGCUCCCUCAGUGGGAGGGGGAGGUCGCCGCACUCUGCGCGCUCGAGCCCGCCCUGCGCGCCCUCUCGCACGCCCCUACUGCAGGUUCUUCUAUUAGCGGCGACUUGACUCCGGUGUCGAACGCUUCGGAGCUGGAAUUCAACAGCAACGAGGCGACGGCCGGCUCGAUCACUGAUCACGAUCUAAUGAGUGCAGAAGGAGAAGACGACGAAGAGACUCUGUCCAUUGACGCGUACAGCUCCAGUUUGAAGAUUAUAAAGAACGAUCUCAGCCCUCAUUCCUUCGCUGGGGCGUCCACACUGAAGCCCGACAUAUACCAGCCAUCAACAAGCAAAGCUUCAGAUUUCUACGGUUUAAAUUUCCAACAAACCAAGGAGAGCUUAUUCAAAGACGUGCCAUCCAGCAGUAAGAACUUUAAUCUCGAAACAGAACCCAAACAAAAGUUAAACAAAGACGAAACCCCCUGUCAUUCUAAUUUAGAUCCGUUGAAUUUACAAAUUAUAGAAACCGGCGGAGGUAACAAGAAUAAUGAACUCUUAAAUAACGGUAGCCGUAGAUACAGCGACAGUAGCGCACAGAAGAGUAACGCGAAUGCACAGUCCAACGUCUCGGGAACUAGAUUCACGAUGACUCUGGUAACCGAAGACUUGCUUAGGCCGAGCGACUCAAGUGAGAGCAAGUCCACCGACAACUCGGCCCUGUGCAAAAAGGAUGUAUCACAGCCGUUGGUGACGAAAGCCAACAACGCUAACAUUAAACCGGGUUUCAAAGUUGCUGAAAUUUGAUUUCAUAUGAGUAGUUUCGGUAGGUAGAAAUGUCUUUGUUGUAGCUUAGAUUCCUCUACUUCUAAUAGUAACAUUAAAUAAAUGUAUGUUUGCCUAUCAAAAAUGAAGUUAGCUUAUGGCGCUGUUUUUAAAAUAUUUCCACUUGGUACUAUGGCGCCAUCUUAAUUUGCUGCCCUUCAGUGGACACUUUUCAAUAUACUGAGAUGGUUCUCCUUACCUCUACCCUCCAUACUAUGAGGUAUGUGUAUGGUCACAGAGUAAAAAGUAUAGAAAUCCUUGAAAUUUACUCCAUUCUUUUGUGACGUCAUAAGUCAGUAAACGGACCGAGGUAGUUCGUGUAUAAAUAAAAUUUACUGAAAUGUUACGUACAACAUGAAGGAAGACAUUUUAACAGUAAUUUAUUUUUAUUUUAUCAUUUAAAAUCUAUUGUAUCGUUUUUUUUUUUAAAUUCUGAAUUUAAUAAAGUUAAAGAAAAUAAGUCAUUAGUGCAAUUUUUGUUACUAUGUAUAGUGUAUAAGACGUCCUAUUUAAAUUGCAAUAGUAGAUCAUGAAUAAUUAUUAUCAAUUUUAUUUAUUUCAACCUCCUUUCUUUUUUUAUAUAAACUAACGAGAAAAAAAUAGAAUUCGAAAUGUUUUCAAUAUGAUAAAUUGUGUUUUUUUAUAUUAUAUUUAAACUAAGUAUUCAUGUUUCAAAUUGACACUAUUACAGACAGAUAUUAUUGCAGUCAAAGUUAACCUCUUGACUGAAUUAUUUUAUAAUCUUACAGUAAAUUAACGAAUAAUGUAUCGUGCCCAUGAAAAAAAAAACUAUAGAAGUUCGGAAAUAAGGAAAUUUGACGUAUUUUAAUUGCAAGGUAGUUGUAUGAAUCACAUUAUUGAAGUUAAUAUUUAAUGACCUCAAUGAUCACAUGCGCCUCAUACAUUUUAUAGCAACAGAAAGUAUCAAUGCAAAACCAUUUUUAAUAGCUUUAAAGUGUAUCUUAGAACUUUUUGGGGGACACAAAUAAUUUCUUCAGAACAUUUAUAAUUUGUAUUUAACUGAAACUGCUAAUUGUUUAAUUUCCCCUUUUAAUGCAAAAAGUUUUCCAUGGCGUACCUAGCAUAUUAAUUUUGAUGAUAGUUACACUAAUAGUUUUUCAUUAAAUUGUUUUUUUUUGUUAUAAGUAAAUUAAACAUUUGCAUACAUUGCAUACAUAUACAAAGCAAAAUUUAAUUAUUACCCUAAAUGGCAUCAUACAAACAGUGGCAUCAUCAAUCACGAAGAAAACUUAUUUAUAAUCAGUUCAAUUGAAGUAUAUUAAUUAAUUUGUAUAUAAAACGUUAGUUUCAUAAAUAAAAUUUUAUUACACUUUAA